Messenger RNA from Punctularia strigosozonata HHB-11173 SS5, 246 nucleotides. RefSeq lists its product as uncharacterized. The coding region runs from base 1 to 246 and encodes 81 amino acids. The transcript is spliced from 3 exons. NCBI's taxonomy places the organism in Eukaryota, Fungi, Basidiomycota, Agaricomycetes, Corticiales, Punctulariaceae. The record is from RefSeq and is a predicted model, not a curated record.
AUGCUGUUCCGCACCCUCGCACUUAUGCUCGGACUAGCCUUCACGGCGACGGCCCAGACCUUUGAAGGCACCUGUGAACCCAGUAACAACCCGCUGUACCCCACUGGGCUUUGCACCACCUUCAUAGUGCAGGCACUCCCAGUGCCGGUCACUGUUGCGUGCUCGACAACCGCGCGUUGCGAGGCUACUGGCAACGAAUGUUCGACCAAUGUACCCGGCGUUCUUGGAGGUGCCGCGUGCACCUAA